This is a messenger RNA of Besnoitia besnoiti, 1638 nucleotides long. RefSeq names its product programmed cell death protein 2, c-terminal domain-containing protein. Gene Ontology annotation, cellular component: cytoplasm. The transcript has 4 exons. NCBI's taxonomy places the organism in Eukaryota, Apicomplexa, Conoidasida, Eucoccidiorida, Sarcocystidae. The record is from RefSeq and is a predicted model, not a curated record. The coding region runs from base 1 to 1638 and encodes 545 amino acids.
AUGGACGCGGAGGAGAUCAAUCUCGGCUUCCUCGAAGACGCGCCGCCGCAGUCCCUGCGGCGCUGGUGUUUUCCUUCGAAAGUUGGCGGGAAGCCUGAGUGGCUGGAAACGCGGCAGCUGCCGAAAAGCGAAGACUUGACGUGCCCGACAUGCAAGGAGAUUCAGACUUUCUUGCUCCAGGUGUACGCGCCUGUGGAUGACUGUGCGGGGGCUUUCCAUCGCGCGCUGCUGCUCUUUGGGUGCAUGCGGUGCGGCUCGGGCUUCUCGCUCUUCCGCUGUCAGAUGCCGAAGGAGAACGCACUCUAUCCUUCCUUCCCGCUGGCCUCGGUGCCCAGCGAGGUCUUCUGGAGCGCCUGGCGGGAGGCGGCGACUGCGAAGAGCCUCUCCGCGCCGCGCGGCAAGCACCUGAGCGAGCGCGAGGAGUUGCGGCUGGCGCUUGCGAAGCUGCAGGCCGAGGAGGCGCGUGUGCAGAGUUCCUGCUGCCCGGUGUGUGGACUCCCCGGAGACACCUGCAACCCGAGUGGCGCUACAGCCCUCGAGGACGCGCAGGCCGCCAGCAUGAAGACCAAAGUUCUGCAGCUGCUGCGGCUGAGAAACGACGAGGCGACCGCAGCCUACGAGCGAAAGUGCGAAGAAGAAGGCAAGGCCAGCGCGCGCGUCGUCGACGUCGACGAAGAGGAGGCCGUCUUUGAGGAGUUCGAGCGCCAAGCGGAGCGAGGACUGCCUUGUCUUCAUCGGCGAUGCCGAAUUUUCGCCGCGCAUCGAAGCCGCGGGCUGUGCUGCGCGUUGCCUGAGUUCGAGCUGGCGGUCGGCGAAGAGGAGGAGGACGCCGAAGACGACGGAGACACGUCGGCGGCGUACGCCUACGAACGCGAGCUCUUGAGAAAGUACGAAGAAGAGGAAAAGGCCGAUCCAGACGCCGUGUUGGAUCCUUCGGAGCAAGAUGCGUUCGAGAAUAUCCACGAAGAGCACACUUCGCAGGAUCCGCAGCUGAGUGGCUUUCUGAAGCGGUGCUCAGCGGCGCCGGCGAACCGCGGCCAGGUGCUUCGGUACGCCCUCGGCGGAAAGCCCUUGUGGCCUUUCACGCCCGGUCAGCUGGCGAGUCAGCCUCCGGCGUGCGAGCGGUGCGGCGCGAAGCGGCAGUUCGAGUUCCAGGUGCUUCCGCAGUUCCUCUUUGAACUGCGAAAGUCUGCGGGCGCUGUCGCGGACGGAGGCGCCAAGCCGAGCGCUGUCGCGGGGAAACGAGACAAGCGCGAAGCAGCGGGUGGCGACCGGGCUGGGAGCGAGGGUCGGGCUGCAGGCGAUGGCGAGACGGCACAGGAAGCCAAUGGCGGCUCGCAGCCAGGCGCCCCCCCCCGGCCAACCCCCCAAAUAGUCGAGGAAGAAGAGGUCGGUGGGGCCUGCAGAGCCGAGGCCGCGCAGGCCGCCGCCGAGAGACUUCACUUUGCGCUGGUCUGUGUGUACACGUGCAAGGCACACUGCGGAGGAGCGGAAGAGAGACAAAACGCCGAGGCGGUCCAAGCGCGCGAUGCAGUUGCAGCAGAAAACCACGCGACAGCGUAUCCGUACAUAAAAGAGUUCGUGUACGUACAGCCGGAUCCCUUCUUCGUGAAGCAACAAAAGAAGGAAACCGCGUGA